This is a messenger RNA of Gambusia affinis (western mosquitofish), 1625 nucleotides long. RefSeq lists its product as uncharacterized. The transcript has 8 exons. Lineage: Eukaryota; Metazoa; Chordata; Actinopteri; Cyprinodontiformes; Poeciliidae. Bases 766 to 1539 code for a protein of 257 amino acids. The record is from RefSeq and is a predicted model, not a curated record.
CUGUCUCUUUAGAAACUCCUGCUCUUUCUGAAACUACCUUCAGAAACUCAUCACAUUGCUCCUCUAUUAACCUGCGUUUCACUGAGAAGUAGAACAUAUAAUGAACUCAGCUAAAUAUGCGUCUGCAAAGCAUUAAAUAAGGAACCUGAACAAAAAUCCAAGUGGAUUUUGGAUUUGUAAAAUAAAUAUUUAGAAAGCCAUUCAGUAUUUUUUCUUCUUCACAAAUUUCUACUAAUUUGUGUUGGAUAACAAGAAAUCCCAAUCCCAAUUGUGUUUAAAGAGGUCAAAGGGUGAUUGGAGCCACUCCUGCGAAUCUCAGUUCUGCUGCAUUCUUUCUGCUGACUGAGCAAACAGAUAAAUGAUGGAGUUUUAAAGAAACUGUCGACUUCUUCAUAAGGACCUGGAGUGAAAACCGACCCAUAGUUUGCAGCCAUUUUCAUUUUGGGUGUUUCUAUUCUCUGGCCUACAACGGCUGUGAAGGAUGGCAGCAGCUCCAACAGCGCCACCUUCCCUCGGAGUUCAUAAGCGCCAAAAACCUUCAACAGGGACACCAAAUUCACAAGUGGACGAAGGAAAGCAGAACAAUUUAAGACUAGAUUUUGACAAGAACAAUCUGUUUGUGUGUUCAGACGUGUUCAGUCAGGACAUAGCUGCGGUUUUGGACAGGAAGUGCUCAUAGGUGACACUUCCCAUGGUGCAGGUUCAUGUUAUUUCCUGCUCAACAGUUUGUUGGCAGACAGAGAGAGACUUGCACUGAAGGAGUUGAUGAUGUCUUUGUUUCUGAUGCUGGCUCUUCUGAUCAUCAAUAAUAAACCAGGAAUCGAUGCUUUCACUUCGGUUUUUGUGCAGACGGGUGGCGGUGUUUUUCUUAACGUCUCAGAAGUGGAUGUUCCCAAAGAUUAUCACCUCCUUUUAUGGAAAUUUGUCACAGAUGAUGUCUUGGUGUCUUUCUUUCCAAAUGGAAAAUCAAAAGUGCGCGGGGCUUACAGUGGGAGAAUAGACCUUUUGGAAAAUAAAUAUUCCAUAAAAUUAAAGAACCUCCAAAAAUCUGACAGCGGACUUUAUACGGCGAUAGUAAUAGCAGCUUCAGAAGAAGUACUAACUGGAUACAACGUCACAGUUCAAGAUCCGGUGGGUCCGGUCGAUCUGACCGUUGACUCCGUGUCCAGCGACUCUUCCUCCUGUGACCUCGUGACGACCUGCAGCGCCGACGGCACCGACAUCAGCAGCACUUUCAGAUGUACCGCUAAAACCUGCCUUCAGGAGGGGGGAGAGGGAUCAAAGGUCACCAAAUCUGGGGCUACCCUCCAUGUCUCCCUGUCCCGUUCAUCCAUCGUCUGUAACCAUAGCAACCAGGUCAGCUGGAUGGAGAAAACAACAGAGAUUGAUCACCUUUGUCCAAAGAAUGCCGGUCCAGACAAACUCCAUGGAUUUUCCAUUUGUUAUGUGAAGAAAGUCGUUUUCUCAGUGGGUCUGAUCGUCAUGGUGAUGGUCGUCAUCGCCGUCCACCUCAUGGAGAAAUUCAACAAACACAAAUAACCGGCAAUUUAUGAAAGAAUAUCAGCAUAUCUGGUUCCUCUGUGUGGUUCUAUGUAAGACAUUAAAUUAACAACAGGCUCCUUCAG